Plasmodium inui San Antonio 1 is the source of this 237-nucleotide messenger RNA. RefSeq lists its product as hypothetical. The coding region runs from base 1 to 237 and encodes 78 amino acids. The transcript has a single exon. The record is from RefSeq and is a predicted model, not a curated record. NCBI's taxonomy places the organism in Eukaryota, Apicomplexa, Aconoidasida, Haemosporida, Plasmodiidae.
AUGCCCGAGCCUUAUUAUUAUAAUGUGUAUAGCAAUCUCCUGAUAGGAUCUAUUCGGCCUUUAUAUUAUGUACAAGAAUUAACAAGUGGAUUAAUGGAACAACAAUUAUCAGACAGGGCAAAUAACAUAACUAUCCCCUCCCUGAAUAGAGAAAGACUCCACGAGGGGGGAUGUAGUGGGGUCGUCUUGGAAGCGAUCCAUGUCACAAGUGAGUUGCUCUCCAUGGAGAGGAAUUAG